AACUUCCACAGCACCUUGCAGGAAGUGGGAGGCGAAGUUGGCUGCAGGUGACAUUUGUGGGAGAGCAGAGGGGCCUCUGCCCCUGAGCGCAGGACAGGCUGUUUAGACAAGCUUUGCAAAGAACUCCAGAGAUGAAAAGCCUCCUCACACUGGCUUGGCUCCUCGCUUGCAGUGUGCCUGCUGUGCCAGGGGGCUUGCUAGAACUGAAGUCCAUGAUCGAGAAGGUGACUGGAAAGAAUGCCCUGAUGAGCUAUGGUUUCUAUGGCUGCUACUGUGGCUUGGGUGGCCGAGGGAUCCCCAAGGAUGGCACUGAUUGGUGCUGUUGGAUUCAUGACUAUUGCUACGGCAGGCUGGAGAAGGAAGGCUGUGACAUCCGGUCACAGUACUACACAUACAGAGUCACACGGGGCCUGGUCACCUGCGAAAUUGGGUCUUUGUGCCCCAUGCAGCUCUGUUUCUGCGACCAGAAGCUUGUCUACUGCCUGAAGAGAAACCUGCGGACCUACAGCCCUCAAUACCAGUAUUUCCCCAACAUCUUCUGCUAAUAAUCGCCUUCACUGGGACCUGAUGCACAGUGCUUCCAUGGCAACCAGGGCCAUCCCCUACUUCAGCACAGGGGUCCCACUCUGCUGAGACCUCAUUCUUUCUCCGAGUUCCAUCGGCCUAGGAGGAGCCCCACAGCCACACGUAACCCUCUGGAAAGUUCCAAGAAAAUCACUCUGGCCUAGGACUUGGCAAGGUGCCAGGACUCUGGGACUCCACUUGUCUGCUUGGCCCCUCAGGAACGAGGGACGCAUUUCAUUUUCAGUUUUGGCAAUGAGAUUAUCACUACUCCCCUCCAGGGAAUUUUCACUCAAGCAGAAGCAAAAUUGACUCCAUAAAUCUGCCAUAGAGAUAUUAAAUAAAAUGUUUUCUCAAGGCUAAUAAAAACCACACAG
Messenger RNA from Octodon degus (degu), 938 nucleotides. RefSeq names its product phospholipase A2 group V (gene Pla2g5). Gene Ontology annotation, biological process: phospholipid metabolic process; negative regulation of T cell proliferation; lipid catabolic process. Gene Ontology annotation, molecular function: phospholipid binding; calcium ion binding. The coding region runs from base 132 to 545 and encodes 137 amino acids. The record is from RefSeq and is a predicted model, not a curated record. The transcript has 5 exons. NCBI's taxonomy places the organism in Eukaryota, Metazoa, Chordata, Mammalia, Rodentia, Octodontidae.